AUGGCCUCCGUCAAUCCAGCGCCAUCCGCAGCCCGCAACGUCAACCCUUCAACCUCAGUUUCGGAGAAGAAGGCCCCAAUCGAGCUUACUCCUUCCGAUGCUGACAGCAUCCCUUCGGACCUCGUCGACCACCAUCGAGCACUCCGGCCGCUUUCACGCCGGCAUACGCUUCCCCCGCUGCCCGAUUUACGGUUUGAGCAGAGCUAUCUCUCGAGCAUACGAGGCGCGGAUACAUGGGGGCGGGUAGCGUGGAUUACUAUUAGAGACCAGGUCCUGUUACCGCUUGUUCAAGGUACGCUUUGGACGCUUGCGCUGUCGGGGUGGCGCUUCUGGAACCGCACUGCAUCGCUCAGCGGACAAACGCUUGGUAGUAGGAUAAGGAGAUGGUGGUAUGGAGUCAAUAACUGGAAGCUCCCCCCUCUUACGCCCAAGAACCCGAAAGCAGCUGCUGCGCAGGUCGAAGACUUCUAUACAGCGCAAUUCUCUAACGCGGGUGCCGAUUAA
Molecule: messenger RNA, 504 nt
Organism: Aspergillus mulundensis
Lineage: Eukaryota; Fungi; Ascomycota; Eurotiomycetes; Eurotiales; Aspergillaceae
Product: DUF1770 domain-containing protein
Exons: 3
Coding region: 1-504 (167 amino acids)
Biological process (GO): mitophagy
Molecular function (GO): mitochondrion autophagosome adaptor activity
Source: RefSeq, a predicted model, not a curated record